Molecule: messenger RNA, 1216 nt
Organism: Crotalus tigris (Tiger rattlesnake)
Lineage: Eukaryota; Metazoa; Chordata; Lepidosauria; Squamata; Viperidae
Product: pleckstrin homology-like domain family B member 1
Exons: 6
Biological process (GO): regulation of microtubule cytoskeleton organization
Cellular component (GO): basal cortex
Source: RefSeq, a predicted model, not a curated record
GGUGAAGUCCUGCUGGUGCUGAGUCUCCUUUUGCUGGGUCUCUUUGCAGGACAUCAGGCAGGUCAGGAGCAAUGGCAGCGCCUGGCCGACCUGAAGCACAAGACCACAGUGGAAUGCCAGCUGCUCCAGGCAGGUGCCUUCUUCUUCCCCCUUGUGCCCCACUCUGUUCUCCAUCGUCACCCCUUCCCGGGCCAAGAUCAACCGGCCGAUAACCCCGAGCCAGCCUACGAUACCCUCAGCUUAGAGAGCUCGGACAGCUUGGAGACCAACCUCUCUGUGAGCGGGAACUCCGCCUGCUCCCCGGACAACACCUCCAGUGGCAGUGGGGCAGAUGCCAGGAAGAUUGAAGAGAUGGAGAAGCUGCUGACAGAGGCCCAGGCUGAGAGGACCCGCCUGAUGGAGUCGCGAGAGCAAGAGAUGGAGCUGCGUCACCAGGCCUUGGAGGAUGAACGGCGGCGGCGGGAGCAGCUGGAACGGCAGCUGCAGGAUGAGACAGCGCAGCGGCAGCAGCUGAUUGAGAGGGAGGUCAAGAUGCGGGAGAAGCAGCUAGCUCAGGCUCGCCCCCUGACCCGUUACUUGCCUAUCCGUAAAGAGGACUUUGACCUGCGCUUGCACAUCGAAUCCUCCGGCCACAGCGUGGACACCUGCAACCAUGUCAUCCUCUCGGAGAAGCUGUGCAAAGGCUACCUGGUCAAGAUGGGAGGCAAAAUCCGGUCCUGGAAGAAGCGCUGGUUUGUCUUUGACCGCCUGCGGCACACCCUCUCCUACUACGUGGACAAGCAUGAGGCGAAGCUGAAAGGCCUCAUCUAUUUCCAGGCCAUUGAGGAGGUUUAUUACGAUCACCUCCGAUGCGCAGCCAAGAGCCCCAACCCCGCCCUAACCUUCUGCAUCAAGACCCACGACCGGCUCUACUACAUGGUGGCCCCCUCGGCAGAAGCCCUGCGCAUUUGGAUGGAUGUCAUUGUCACAGGGGCUGAAGGCUACACCCAGUUCCUGAGCUGAGGCAGCAGAGCCAUGAACAGUGCCAGAGGGCAGAGCUGCAGCUCUCCCUCAAGGGCUUCCCAUGGACAGCCUCCGCCAGCAGGCAUGGAUUCCUCUGCCACAGGUGCCUGGGACGGGCACGCGAGUGGCAAAAGCAGGGGCCCUGCCAGCAGCUUCUCCUACCUUUCACUAGACUCCAGGAGGAAGCCCCCCCCCCCCCGCUUCAGAGGUGUGA